AUGGCGACCACCACAGACCAAAAAGCGCAGCCAUACACCUUCGAUCUCGGGCACAUGCUCGUCAUCGACCCCAACCCCCUCCCCUCCCACACCACCGCAACAAAAGAAGAAACCCUCCAACAAACCGCCCGCGGCUGCGCCCAAUCCCUCAUAAACCAACUCCUCACCGCCUGCCCCAUAACCCGCGCCCCCGACGGCGCCCUGCAAAUCACCCUCCCAACACCCGAAACCGCGCUCCCGCGCGAAAAGCACGUCCCAAAAGAGAAAGAGAAGACGAAGUGGGAGCGGUUCGCGGAGAAGAAGGGGAUUAAGCCGAAGAAGCGGGAUGGGAAGUUGAAGUUCGAUGAGGGUAAGGGUGAGUGGGUCGCGAAGUAUGGGUAUAAGCCUGGGAGUGGGCGGGAUGAUGGGCCCGGGGAGUGGUUGGAGGAGGUUGAUGCGAAGGAGGAGAGGAAGGCGGGGAAGGAGGGGAAGGAGGGGAUGGAGGAGAGGAAGGCGGCGAGGGAUGGGAGGGAGAGGAGGGAUAGGAAGGUGAGGACACCACCACCCGGCAUGCCCAGCUUUCCAAAGCUCUCCCUUGUGGAGGGCGCAUUCGAAGAGCUGUCUCUCGAACUCGCAAACUACCUCGAUAAUGCCAAAGGCGAGGGCUCGAAGCUCGCCGACGAAAUCAUCCCCCUCCUCGCCGAUCCCGAGAAAUCAGACAGGCCUGAAGAGACCGACCGCGUCGCAGUGCUGAAGAAACUGGUCGGUGCCAGCUCUAUCCUCAAUGGCGCCCCAGAGCGAGAACUGCAAGCCGCCUACAACCUCCUCAUACACCUCAUCUCACAAGUCGAGGAGCCCGACAUCUUCAUCGCCAGAAUCUGCUCGUACAUGACCGCACCCAUCACCUCUUCACCACAAAACGGCACGGGCAUUGCGCUCGGCAUUCUGAGCACCCUCUUCAACACCCUCCCACCGGAUGACUCGACGCGAUACAACGUCCUGCUCGGUAUCGUCGAUGUGAUCAAGAGCUCUGGCAACUGGGAUACGCUGCAGCCGCAGCUGAAGAACGUCGAUAAGUGGGUACAAGAGUGGGAGCUCGAGGAUACGGAGGCACGAAAACUGUACCUGGCCGUUUCAGAUGCAGCGGCCGCCUCGAAGGAGGUUGAACAGAGCUACUACUAUCUCCUCAAGGCCCUCAAGACUAUUCAAAGCGAUGCUUCAUCUGAUGAGGCCAGCAAGCUCUCAAUUCGUGCCCUGAAGCUGGCCCUCCACAACGAGAAGCACUUCGACUUCCAAGACCUCACCGCACUUGACAGCAUCCAAGCACUGCGAAAGUCUGACGCAACCUGGGCAGAGCUUCUCGAACUGUUCGUCCGCGAGGACUACGAGGAGUUCCAGGACUUCAAGGAGGCCAACGACUCUUUCCUUCCAGAUAACGAACUCGAUGAGGACAUUCUGGACAAGAAGAUGCGCCAGCUUACCCUCGCCUCGCUCGCUGCCCACAACGCCCACACUCGCACCCUUCCAUAUGCCCAAAUCGCCAAGGCGCUCAAUGUGCCCACCGAAGAUGUCGAGAUGUGGGUCAUCGACUGCAUCCGCAGCGGACUCAUCGAGGGCAAGCUCUCCCAGCAGAAGCAGGAGUUCCUCAUCCACCGCAGCACAUACCGAGUCUUCAGCGACACACAAUGGCGGGAGGUGGCAAGCCGGUUGGAGACGUGGCGGAGCAGCUUGACGAAUGUGCUGGCAGUCAUUCGCCAGCAAAAGGAGGAGUUCAUCAAGGAGAAGGAGGCUGAGGUGACCGGUCAGGGCGUGCAGAAUGGUCAGGGUUACCGACCGAACAUGCGGCAGAGAAAUGCGCCUGAGCGGAGUCAGCCUGUUGCUGUGGAGGUGGAGUAG
Molecule: messenger RNA, 1875 nt
Organism: Zasmidium cellare ATCC 36951
Lineage: Eukaryota; Fungi; Ascomycota; Dothideomycetes; Mycosphaerellales; Mycosphaerellaceae
Exons: 2
Coding region: 1-1875 (624 amino acids)
Biological process (GO): cytoplasmic translational initiation; ribosome biogenesis
Cellular component (GO): nucleus; cytoplasm; eukaryotic translation initiation factor 3 complex
Molecular function (GO): protein binding; translation initiation factor activity
Source: RefSeq, a predicted model, not a curated record